This is a messenger RNA of Strongylocentrotus purpuratus (purple sea urchin), 1402 nucleotides long. RefSeq lists its product as uncharacterized. Gene Ontology annotation, molecular function: signaling receptor activity. Lineage: Eukaryota; Metazoa; Echinodermata; Echinoidea; Camarodonta; Strongylocentrotidae. The record is from RefSeq and is a predicted model, not a curated record. Bases 26 to 592 code for a protein of 188 amino acids. The transcript has 4 exons. Gene Ontology annotation, cellular component: external side of plasma membrane.
UGGAGCUGUAACACAUGAAUUUUACAUGAAAAUGGAUUGUUUUCAUCGGAUUAUGAACAGUUUCUUUCUACUCUCCGUCGCGUUUUUCUUUUAUUCUCUGGCCAGUGAGGUGUCAGUUUGCACAUACUACAUUGAUGCCAGGUACUCUCAGCCAGAAUCAGGCUUGCCGAACUGCUCGUGGUACAACAAAAAUGCCUGCUGCAAAAGAACAGAAGUUACCGCCGUAUUGGGGAGUAUGUUCAAGGUGGAUCAAGCUACAAAUUCUUGCCGCUACCAUCUGAACUACAUGAUGUGCUAUUUCUGUAGCCCUGAGCAAAUCAACUGGUAUGAUACGAGGCUAUACAUCUGCUCAGAAUUCUGUGAUACGACCUUCGAACAGUGCAAGACAGGAUAUUACAACAGCAAACUCAUCGGAGACCAGUAUCGUGACGGACGAGCCUUUUGUGAGGCUAACAGCUUCCAUGUAGUGCCCGGAAGAGAACGUUGUUUCAACUAUGACCCCACUGUCUUUGCAAACGCACCGUUGUCCGUUGGUUCGAUCAUCUUAACUCUCGGGCUCUCGGUGUUAGUUCUACUCAGUGUGCUCAAGUAGCUGGAUGUUUUUAUGUUCCCCAUUGUACUUUUGAAAUAAGAAAAUAAAAAAAAUCUAUUGACCAAAUAAUUGUUGAUGCAUUCGACAUGAGUACUAGGUUCUGGCCUCAAGAGAUCUGGUUGUCUUUGUUUUUUGACUAACUUCCAAAAUGUCUGCAAAGUAUUAGUACUUUAUUCUUCUUAAAGUAAAGAUAGUACUAAGAUGUAAAAAAAAACAAAAAAACUAGGACCUUAUUUGAUACAAGGCAUACGUUGACUGCACUUUUUAUUUAUUACAGUGAAUGAUUUUGAAGUAUGGAUAGAACGGUAAGUACUUAUUUUUGGAGGUGUUGCGGUAUAGUGGUUCAUCCACUUGAUUCUCAGUCCCAUGGUCGUGAGUCCAAAUCUCAGCCCGACACUAACAUCCUUCUACAAAACAUUAAUCCACAUUUGCUACUCUUAACCCAGGUGUAAAUAGGUACUCAAUAUGCUAGAAUGCUAUGAAAGGGGUAACUAUGCUCAAGCACCAGGAGUGUCGUAGCAUUGCUGACAUGUGCACUAUAUAAGAAGCCACCUUAUAUUAUUUUUAGUCUUCAAAAUAACAGAAGUCUCAGGUACUCAAUUACAUCUCAAUUACAUUUUGGUUCUCUUAUUCUUUCUUAAUAAGCAGUUAAUAAUCAAUCAGUAUUGUGCCAUUCGAUGUAUUCUAUAGUGCAAUAUUUUAAAAAGAUAUAAAGUAAAUUGUUUAGUGUUUUUCUUCUAUAACAACAGACAUUUAACAAUAACGCUGACACAAAAAUGUGGCUCUGUCUUGGUUGAAGGCUGAAGGCAA